Messenger RNA from Phytophthora sojae, 1485 nucleotides. RefSeq lists its product as hypothetical. The transcript has 2 exons. Gene Ontology annotation, cellular component: preribosome, small subunit precursor. Gene Ontology annotation, biological process: ribosomal small subunit biogenesis; maturation of SSU-rRNA. Lineage: Eukaryota; Oomycota; Peronosporomycetes; Peronosporales; Peronosporaceae. The record is from RefSeq and is a predicted model, not a curated record. Gene Ontology annotation, molecular function: RNA endonuclease activity; metal ion binding. The coding region runs from base 1 to 1485 and encodes 494 amino acids.
AUGGCGGACCAGGAGCAAGUGCAGCAGGUUUCCGCGGCGCUGGAGGCCGCGCAGCUGAGCGACGCCAAGCCCGCCUUCUCUUACGCGGCGGCUGCGGCCGCCCCCGCGGCUCCCGCGCCGGCCAAGACGACCAACAAGAAGGUGCUGCACCUGGUCAUCGACUCUGGCGCCAUCAUCAAGGGCACCAACCUGGCGGUGCUGGCCGAGAACUUCUGGACCGUGCCCGAUGUGCUGGACGAGAUCCGCGACAAGAAGUCGCGCGCCAUCCUGGAGCGGCUGCCGUUCACGCUGCAGACGCGCGAGCCGUCGGCCGAGGCCAUGAAGGCCGUGGUCAACUUCUCGCGCAAGACCGGCGACUUCACGUACCUGUCGCUCACGGACCUGCGCGUCAUGGCGCUGUCCUACCAGCUGGAGGUCGAGGCCAACGGCGCCGACCACCUGCGCACGAGCCCCGAGCUCUCGCAGACGGUCACGCGCGCGGCCAACGGCAAGAUCGUGGGCGGCUCGCAGACCAACAUCCCGUGCAAGUACUUCGGCACAGCCAUGGGCUGCAAGUACGGCGACGAGUGCCGCUUCACGCACGACGAGGCCGCCGUCAAGGCCGUGGAGGGUGGAGAGGAGCCCCCCAAGAAGAAGGUCGACAUCCCGUGCCGCUUCUUCAACACGCCCCUGGGCUGCAAGUACGGCGACGACUGCUCCUUCAUCCACGAGAAAACGGAGGAGGCCGAGGAGACCCCCGCCGAGGAGACGCAGGAGCCCGUGGUGGAGCAGGUCAUCAGCGAGGAGAUCCGUAACGCCGACGUCAAGUCCCGUAUCAUGGGCGGGUUCGCCGCCUCGAGCAACGCCGGCGCCGCGGAGGACGACGGCAAGAACUGGAUCACCAACGACAACUUUGCCAAGUUCACGGCGUCUCCGUUCGGCGACGGCAAGGGCCUGGAGGAGAUCGCGUCGCGUCUGCCUGUGGCGUGCAUCACCACGGAUUUCUCCAUGCAGAACGUGAUGCUGCAGAUCGGCCUGCGCCUGCUGUCGACCGAGGGCAUGAUCAUCAAGCGCGUCAAGCAGUGGAUCCUGCGCUGCAUCGCGUGCUUCACGACGUCCACGGAGAUGGACCGCCUGUUCUGCCCCAAGUGCGGCAACAGCACCAUGGAGCGCGUGUCGUACAGCCUCGACCGCGACGGCCACAUGACCUUCUACACACGGGCGAACCGCCCCACCAAGCUGUCGGGCACCAAAUUCUCGCUCCCCAAGCCGAAGGGCGGCCGCAACGGCGACCUGCUGCUGCGUGAGGACCAGCUUCUGGUCGGCAUCUGGGGCCAGCGUCAGCGCCAGCACAAGAAGGUCAUGCAGAGCGCGUUCGGCGAGAACGUAGCACACGACCUCGGCGUCAAGGCCGAGCGACAGACAGGUAUCGUGGUGGGCUACGGCCGCAUGAACCCCAACGCGCAGAAGGGCCGCGAGCGUCGCGGCAAGAAGAAGCGCAACUAG